UGUUCGCUACCAUUUUCGAUCUCUCUCCCUAUCGCCUCGCCACUAUGCGUGCAUUAAUUGCGGAUAAUCCCACUGCGCUUUAUCGAUAGACUGCUGGUGAACUUGCAUCGAUAUCCGGAUUAUUGUGACAAUAACAAGUGCUUCGUAAAUGGGAAAAAGAGCGUAUAAUUGAGUGUUGGGAGAAAUUGGCGUGAAACAUUCAGAAGGGUUGCUUGCUCUCGUGAAGAUUAUGUUGUGCGAUAUCAAUUAUGCAAGAUAAUUCUGUAUGUGAACGACCAGAAAUAUUAAUGAUCUUAUACAAACAACAUCCUCACUGUGUGAAAUCAAGUGGUGAAAACUUUGCACAGCUCUCAGCGACAUUCUGUGGAAUAUCUUGAGAAUUGAAGGAAGAAUGUUCUCAACGUCACACUACAUGAUAUGAAUAAUUUUGUGAAAUUUCCCUCAGUUUCUGUGCUCUGCCAAGAGAAAUCCUAUACCUUUAGUGGCCUCCGUGACACCUUAAUUCAGUGUGUGUGCAUGUGAAAAUGCAACAAUAUCUUGAGGACAGACACUGCACUUGUCGCCCGAGCAAUGAUUUCAAUCAUCAUUAAGCACAUCUUCUUCGACGACAACUCCUUGGAGUGGAUUUAGCCCCAAAGUGUCUCCACGAUUGUUCCCAACAAUAUGGGAAUCAACAAUUUCCGAUCUUGGAUUUGUGUUCUUGCACUGUUGAUUGAAUUUGCAAUUCAAGUCUCCUCGUCAGGGUACUUUGAAUUGCAAAUCUUGGAAAUAUCCAACAGAGACAAUCAAUUGUUGACGGGAUAUUGUUGCGGAAUUCCGAUGGAAGUCAGAGCUUCACGAUUAAAUGGAUGCCCCUCUUGCGCCACUUCCUUUCGACUGUGCCUGAAAGAGUACCAAAGUUCGGUUCCAACUGUUAAAGGAGUGCUAAAUGGAUGCUCUUUUGGGAAUGCCAGCACAGGUGUACUGGGCGGUUCGAGCUUUGUGCUCUCCGAUCCAGAGAUCAGCUCUAUUGUACUACCAUUCUCCUUCCGAUGGACGAAAUCCUUCACUCUUAUACUGCAAGCUUUGGACUUGUACAAUGCGUCAUAUCCAGUUUCAGAACGAUUAAUUGAGGAAACAACCUUUUCCGGAGUGAUAUUCCCAUCACAAGAAUGGCACACCCUCAAUCCCAAAGGGAAGAACGCCAACAUCACCUACAGGGUUCGCGUUCAGUGUGAUCCGAAUUACUACAAUACAACGUGCACCACCUUCUGUCGGCCCAGAAACGAUAGAUUCGGCCACUACACUUGCGGCGAGAAGGGUGACAAAGUGUGCCUGACAGGGUGGCAGGGUGUUAAUUGCGAAAAGGCCAUCUGCAAGCCCGGCUGUGACCCGACUCAUGGAAAGUGCGACAAGCCUGGCGAGUGCGAGUGUCGUCCGGGAUGGCGAGGUCCUCUCUGCUCAGAGUGCAUGGUCUACCCUGGCUGUCGCCAUGGAUAUUGCAACGGCAGCCCGUGGCAGUGCAUCUGCGACACGAAUUGGGGAGGAAUUCUCUGCGACCAAGAUCUUAAUUACUGCGGCACCCAUGAGCCAUGUAUGCACGGCGGAACGUGCGAGAACACCGCACCCGAUCAGUACAGAUGCACAUGUGCCGAGGGCUUAUCUGGCGUACGAUGCGAGAUCGUGGAGCAUCCAUGUGCCACGCAGCCCUGUCGAAAUGGCGGCACGUGCACCCUCCGGGACCCAGCCAAGUACGAUGCGGCCAAGAACAUAAGCGCCGUGAAGGAUCUGCUGCCACCCACGGCGGUCACGGUGCGCAGAAUGCGCGGAAUGAGCUCGAUGGGGAAGCCCGUCAGAAGCAGAGACAUCGACAAAGACCACCUCAUCCCGCGAUCCCCGGCGAAAAGCUCUCCCGCUUCCCCUCCCGUCAGCGACUUCAUCUGCUCCUGCGCGCCAGGAUGGACAGGACCGACCUGCGAAACGAACAUCGACGAGUGCGAAGGGGGGCCCUGCGAGCACGGGGGCACAUGCAUCGACCUGGUGGGCGGAUUUCGCUGCGAGUGUCCACCUCAGUGGAGCGGUGACUUGUGUCAAGCGGGUAACUUUCCCAUGUUAAACCAAAAUGUUCUGGAUCAAAUUUCUAAUUACACGCAAAAUACCGCAGAUGUGGAUGAGUGUGAAUCGAACGCAGCAUCACCGCUCGGGCCGUGCAUUAAUGCUGAGGCAUGCGUCAAUAGUCCGGGCGCAUUCCGAUGCUUCUGUUUGGACGGCUGGACGGGCCCGACAUGCACUAAAGACAUUGACGACUGCAUAGGACAGUGCAAGAAUGAGGCAACCUGCAUUGAUUUGGUAAAUGACUACUACUGUGCUUGCGCGUUGGGAUACACAGGGCGAAACUGCGAAACGGAUAUUGACGAGUGUGCGAAUACACCGUGCAGGAACGCGGGAGAGUGCGUGGACAUGAUCGGGACCUUCAAGUGCAUCUGUCCUGUGGGAUUUUCAGGGACACUUUGUGAGGAAGCGAAGGACUACUGCACACCGUCGCCGUGCCUGGAGGGGCAGUGCCUCAACACGCCGGGCGGCUACUACUGUCACUGUCCGGCAGGACGCUCUGGGAGGCACUGCGAACUGCCGCGGGUCUCCUGCCAGAAUCCACCAUGUCAUGAUUCUAGCUGCUCGCCACCACUGACAAAUGCCACGGAAUUAUCAGUUCCCUGCAGCGGCAACGGUCAGUGUGAGACAUUCAUGAAUGGACUAUAUUGUGUGUGUCAACCUGGCUAUACGGGUCACUUCUGUGAGCACAACUUGAACGAGUGCACACCUAAUCCUUGCAACAACGGUGGGAUCUGUUUUGACGGAGUCGGAGACUUCACGUGCGAAUGUAUGCCCGGUUGGGCAGGUAAAACUUGCUCCGAGAGGAUAACUCAGUGUCUGCCAGGUCAAUGCCUAAAUGGAGGCACAUGCGUCAUUACACACUCCAACUCCCAGUGCUUAUGUGCCGGCGGCUGGGGAGGCGCCUUCUGCGCCGAUCCCCUGGAUCAGUGUCAGGGUCAGCCCUGUCACAACGGCGGCAUGUGUGAGUCCGGGCCGGGCUGGUUCAGAUGUGUUUGCGCGACAGGAUUCUCAGGCCCAGAUUGUCGCAUCAACGUGAACGAGUGCUCACCGCAGCCCUGCUUAGGCGGAGCGACGUGCCAAGAUGGAAUAGGCGGUUUCACAUGCAUCUGUCCACCAGGGAGACAAGGGAUUCGCUGUGAGAUAUUGCUCUCGGAUCCAUCUUCAGUGUGCUACAACUCAUCAACCCUUUCACCCUACAACCCCCUCAUCAUGAUCAACAGCUCUAAGCAAAUCGUCCUGGACGAGACCAAUUGCAACAGUUGCAUCUGCUACAAUGGGAAACCCAAAUGCACCAAUAUUUGGUGUGGUUUGCCCAAUUGUUCGCGCUCAACACGCGGAAAUGUGUCAAUGAGCUGCAACACGCAUGAAGUCUGUGUUCCUGCUCUCUUGGAAACAUGUCUCUCACCACCUUGCGAUCCGCGAGGCGACUGCAGAGCUCUUGAACCCUCGCGACGCGUAGCCCCACCAAAACUUCCCGCUCCGACGGAAUGCUGGCCCAACCAGGCUGUACUGGGCGAUCAGUGCUCUCGCAUCACCAUCCUGAUGGAUCCUAAGCACAUUCCACAGGGCACGACAGUUGAGGGUGUGUGCCUGCGCCUGCGAAGACUCUUGGGCGAGCGACUGAUCAAGAUACCCCAAUCGGACUCUGCAACAGCGUUCAUAGUUGUUCUCUGUGAUAUCAAGACUGGAAGCAACGAUACGAUAGAAAUGACCCUGUCGUCUCCUGGAAGUGGUUCUAUUGGCAGUGCUGCAAUAAGAGACGCAGUCAAGAUCCUAGGCGAAGUGCUCUCACGCCAGGGAAGCAAUUUGAGUGGCUCAAAUCCCGAGGCGGCUCCCUUCGUGGCGGUGGUGGAGGUGAAGGUGGAAACAGCCUUGGUGUCCAACGAGUCUGGCAAUUCCAACUAUCUAAUUGCUGUAGCCUGCGGAAGUGCGAUCGCAGCAUUGUGUAUAGGUGCCAUAGUUACACUUCUACUGAAGCAGCGGAUAUCUGGACAAACGGGCUCCGGAGUCAAUCUGUCCACCACCGUCGAUGUCAGUCGUCACGAAGAGGAGAAGUCCAACAAUUUGCAAAAUGAAGAAAACUUCCGCCGAUACGCCAAUCCGCUGAAAGGCAGUGCCAGUUCCCUGAGAGGUGCCAUGGAAUUGAGCCUGAAUCCAGCACCUGAAAUAGCGCCAGUAAGCAGUAUAGCCGGUCCAAGUGUCCUCCACAGAUCGCAACCUCUGUUCCCAUCGUGUGAUCCUGACUUCAGCGAGAAGGACUCUGACAAUCCGGCUGGGCACAGGGGAUCGCAGAAUCUCCUGUUCAAGGCCCAAAAUCCUGACGUUCAGAAGAACACAGUGGGAACCUUUGAGACGCCCCACAAGGAUUUCGGGAAAAGGGCCAUCAAUUGCCAAGCCCUGCCCACAACUAAUCUCCUGCCCGCCGAUUCAGAUGGGCUCACAGUUCACGUUUGAAAAAGA
Phlebotomus argentipes is the source of this 4554-nucleotide messenger RNA. It is a transcript of the gene Ser, whose product is annotated as protein serrate. The record is from RefSeq and is a predicted model, not a curated record. Lineage: Eukaryota; Metazoa; Arthropoda; Insecta; Diptera; Psychodidae. Gene Ontology annotation, biological process: Notch signaling pathway; heterophilic cell-cell adhesion; cell communication. The transcript has 16 exons. Gene Ontology annotation, cellular component: protein-containing complex; plasma membrane. Gene Ontology annotation, molecular function: calcium ion binding; Notch binding. The coding region runs from base 664 to 4548 and encodes 1294 amino acids.